Molecule: messenger RNA, 1994 nt
Organism: Monodelphis domestica (gray short-tailed opossum)
Lineage: Eukaryota; Metazoa; Chordata; Mammalia; Didelphimorphia; Didelphidae
Source: RefSeq, a predicted model, not a curated record
AUGGUAAAGAAAGUUGCAAUCAUUGGUGCUGGGUCCUGUGGCCUGCCCGCCAUUAAGUGUUGCCUGGAUGAGGGACUUGAACCCACUUGCUUUGAGAAGAGUGAUGACAUUGGAGGACUCUGGAAGUUUCAAGAUGAUGCUAUCGAGGGGAAGGCCAGCAUAUACAAAUCUCUGACAAUUAAUACAUCUAAGGAAAUGAUGACCUUUAGUGAUUUCCCCAUCCCAGAAGAUUAUCCCAACUACAUGCACAACAGUCAAGUCAUGGAUUACUUCCGUUCAUAUGCCAAGCACUUUGGACUGCUGCCAUAUAUAUGCUUUAAGACCACUGUCCUCAGUGUUACAAAACAACCAGAUUUUUCUAUCACUGGUCAAUGGAAUGUAGUCACUGAGACUUCUGGAAUAAAGGAAUCAUUUGUCUUUGAUGCUGUUUUGGUUUGCACUGGUCAUCAUGUUGAACCUUACUUACCACUCGCAUCUUUUCCAGGUCUAAAGAAAUUUAAAGGGAAAAUUUUGCAUAGCUGGGAAUAUAAACAUCCUGGAAAUUUCAGAGACAAAAGAGUGGUUAUGAUUGGCCUGGGGAACUCUGGAGCAGAUAUCACUGUGGAUCUCAGCCAUGCUGUGAAAAAGGUUUUCCUCAGCACCAGGUCAGGAUCAUGGAUAAUCAGCCGUGUUUCAUGUAAUGGUUAUCCAAUGGAUGUUACAUACUUUACUCGAUUCAGAACUAUCGUCCGCCAUAUUAUCCCCAUGUGCCUACUGAAUAUGUGGGAAGAAAAUAAAGUGAAUUCAAGAUUUGACCACACAAACUAUGGCCUGAAACCUUCCCACAGAUUUUUCAGUAAGUACCCUAUUGUGGGUGAUGACCUCCCCAAUGGUAUCAUCUCUGGCCGGAUUGCUGUGAAGCCAGACGUGAAGGAGUUCACUGAAACUGCUGUGAUCUUUGAAGAUGGCACCAAGGAAGAGAAUAUUGAUGCUGUCAUCUUUGCUACGGGUUACUCCUUCUCUUUCCCCUUUCUUGAGGAGUCUGUUAUCAAAACAAAAAACAACCAUGUCUCCCUUUACAAAUAUGUCUUCCCUCCUUUCCUGGAAAAGCCAACAUUGGCCAUGAUUGGCCUUCUCCAGCCCCUGGGGGCCAUCAUGCCAAUUGCAGAGCUGCAGGUCAGAGGGGCUACCCGAGUCUUUAAAGGUUUGAUCAAACUCCCUCCUGAAGAUGUUAUGAUGGCAGAUAUUAUCAGGAAAAAAAAGGAAAAUGAGAAAAGAUUUGAUUUGGUGGGGAAAGCCCAACACAUUGCCUUGCAAGUGCAAUAUGUAAACUACAUGGAUGAAAUCUCCAGCUUCUCUGGAGUCAAGCCCAACAUGCUGUCCCUACUGCUCAAAGAUCCAAAACUGGCUUGGGAAGUCUUCUUUGGUCCAUGUACACCAAUCCAAUUUCGUCUCAUGGGUCCAGGAAAGUGGAAUGGAGCCCGUGAAGCUAUCCUGUCUCAGAGAAAAAGGAUCAUCAAAGCAACUAAGACCAGGGAUCCCCCCAAUGACAGCAAAGAAACCCCUCCUGCUUUGGGCUUCUUGUUUUUGAAAAGUCUGUGGUUCUUGGCAUUUGUCAUGGCAAUUUUUGUGUACUUGUAAUUUGAUGGUCUCUCCUACCUGUGAUUGCAAGCUCAUAUACGUCCAGAGUUCCUGGAUAUCCUUCUUACCGCUUUCUUCUCUUAUUCCUAAUACUUUUUCUCUCUCCACCACAGAGGUAAUGCCAAUAGGAAGAGGGAUUCUGAUUUUCCCCAUAGAAAGAGACACCAAAUAACUUCCCAUGGAUAUAACCAAGUGUUCAUCCCCUUUAGCAGUUACUGGUCCCCAAUCCAAGAGAUUUACAAUUAAACCUACCUCUUAGCAAUGGUGAUCCUUUUAGGUGCCUACUAACUAGGAGUUCACAUGUUCUAGAUCAGGAACAGAACUUAAACAGAAGAUUUAAACAAAUAACUUUAUGGAUAGCACUGAAGCAUAUU